This is a messenger RNA of Lotus japonicus, 693 nucleotides long. RefSeq lists its product as uncharacterized. The transcript is spliced from 2 exons. Gene Ontology annotation, molecular function: 5S rRNA binding; structural constituent of ribosome. Lineage: Eukaryota; Viridiplantae; Streptophyta; Magnoliopsida; Fabales; Fabaceae. Gene Ontology annotation, biological process: translation. The coding region runs from base 146 to 490 and encodes 114 amino acids. The record is from RefSeq and is a predicted model, not a curated record. Gene Ontology annotation, cellular component: ribosome.
GAUUUAUUAAAAAAAUAUUUUUUACAACUAUGAUAUGAAUGAUAACAAGAAAUCAAGAAUGAAAUGGGUUAAUGGAGUCCUAAAUGGUAAAUAAAAGUAUGCAACAUUUGUUUCAUUAAGGAGAAGUGUUUGGCAAUCUUCAGAUAUGGUUAUUCCACCUCCAGUCAGGCCUCCCAUGAUUACAAAGUUUCUCAAACCUUAUGUUCUGAGGAUGCAUUUCACAAAUAAGAAUGUGAGUGCCCAGGUGAUCCAUACUCCAACUGCAACUGUAGCCUCUUCUGCAAGCUCACAGGAAAAAGCCUUGAGAUCAAGCUUAGAAACUAGUCGUGAUGUCGCUGCUGCUGCAAAGAUUGGGAAGGUGCUAGCGGAACGCCUUUUGUUCAAGGACAUUCCUGCUGUUUCUGUUCACUUGAAGAGGGAGCAGAAGUAUCAUGGUAAGGUCAAAGCUGUUAUUGAUUCUCUCAGGGAAGCUGGUGUCAAGCUGCUUUGAAUUGUGGUUGUGUGUGUUUACAUGAGAGAGAUCAUCCUUGUUGAACCUUGUCCUCUUGGAAGGAAAGAAGAUUCAUGUUUUUUUGUAUUAUUUUCAGUAGAAAAUAAGCAUACUAAUUAAAACGAGGUGCUCAUUUUUAUUUUUAUGUUACCAUCAUUGCACUUGAACAUACUUCACUCAAGAUCCAACAACUUACUUUUAAA